Messenger RNA from Pseudozyma hubeiensis SY62, 1335 nucleotides. Its product is annotated as phospho-2-dehydro-3-deoxyheptonate aldolase. The transcript is spliced from 2 exons. The record is from RefSeq and is a predicted model, not a curated record. Bases 1 to 1335 code for a protein of 444 amino acids. NCBI's taxonomy places the organism in Eukaryota, Fungi, Basidiomycota, Ustilaginomycetes, Ustilaginales, Ustilaginaceae.
AUGCUCGAGAUGCUCGAGCCGAUCAGUCUGUACCAUUCGCCUUCUCCUAGGCUCGUCAGCACUUCGAACGCCUCUCCCAAAUCUUCCACUCCUUCGGUCGUUCCUGAAACUCAGAGCGCUGCAGAUCCCCUUCCAGACCCUCUGAGUGAAACACGACCAUCCUCGACUUCCUCGGGUGGUUCCGAGAAUCCGACUCCCAGCCCCAAGCACAAGGUGUGUACAUGGAAUGAGCACAAGGCUCGUAUGGCUCGUCAAGCAUCUGCAUCGCCACGAACGACGAAAACGCGCAAGACUUCGUUCCGCCGCUCAAAGUCGGCGCCAUCGGUCCAGCCGACUUCCUAUCCGCAGCAUGUCCUGCCGCCGUCAGCGUCGCCCCCAAUUUCGUCGACAAACGACGAGGAAUCGGCACCAGCAACUCCAGCCGAUGAUUACAAUUCCCAUCCGUGCAGCACAAAGAAGGUUGCUGAGGUAGUAACGCUGGGCGAGAUGCCUAGCUGUAACGCGCAAGAAUCACUCCGACAGCACACUGCUCAAGCCCAAGCGCUACCAGAAUGGUACGUCGACACAUUGGCGGUGGCAAACAAACAUAAUCUCCUCUUUUUCCCCAUGUGCCUCGAUUCUUGGGAAGAACGUCAUCUGCGAAAUGGUCCAGUGCCCAACGUCGGUCUUCGAUGCGUUGUUCCCAGCUACAUCGAUCCACCACCAACCACGAACGAGGCGAUGGACAUGCUCGACUUGCUGCUUCUUGAGAUGCGUACUUUUCCAGCUGCGAGUAGCGAUAUGCUCAACCCAGGUCUAAUCACCGUCGUCGAGCCAGCGUCGUCUCAGGAGAAGCUGAUCGAGACACCCGUGUCGUCGGAUGAAGAACCGCAUCCACGUGUCGAUUCGGACGAUUCUGCCUCGGAACAAUCUGCAAGCGGUCCGAUCGGGUCUUCGCCGUCACCCCUUCCUCCAUCGACCGAAGACGAUCUCAACAACCUCGUCGCUGCUGACGAUGACGACGACGCCUCGAUGUCAGAGCCAGAACCCGAGUUUUCGUACGACACCUCCACCGACUCUUCCUCGCGCGACACCAUGCUGCCGCAACGCUUGAAAUCCGAGCCGGCAGGUUUCGACCCCUUUCUCUAUUCGCCUUGCAACUGCUUGACCGGACCUGCACAAGGGAUCGGCACCUCACCAACCUCCAUGGACACAGACGAGUCAACGAACGGUGGCGCACGAAAAUUCGCGCAAGCACUCUGGGACGAGGGAAUGCCAGACGUGCUGACAAACGCUUCGAACGAGGCCGCGCUCGAUCAGUGUCUGCGCAUCGGAGAGACGCUGUCGCUCAACUGA